This is a messenger RNA of Jaculus jaculus (lesser Egyptian jerboa), 3109 nucleotides long. RefSeq names its product protein O-mannosyltransferase 1 (gene Pomt1). Gene Ontology annotation, biological process: protein O-linked glycosylation. NCBI's taxonomy places the organism in Eukaryota, Metazoa, Chordata, Mammalia, Rodentia, Dipodidae. Bases 188 to 2362 code for a protein of 724 amino acids. The record is from RefSeq and is a predicted model, not a curated record. Gene Ontology annotation, cellular component: membrane. Gene Ontology annotation, molecular function: mannosyltransferase activity. The transcript is spliced from 20 exons.
GGUACGGAGUGCCGAGUGGCCUCUGCCCCGCCCCAGCGGACAGCCUCCGAGGCGUUUCUCCUGCGUGACGAGCCCCGGGGUGCCGCUCUACGCGAGUGCUUUUGGAGGCGCCGGGGACGAGAACCCCGAGGGGACUCGGGAACCGAGCAGUGCGGGAGUGUUCCUCCCCAGCUUGCUUUACGACAAGAUGUUGGGAAUUUUCAAGCGCCCUGUAGUGGUGACCGCAGACAUCAACUUGAACCUCGUGGCUCUGACUGGCCUGGGGCUACUGAGCAGACUGUGGCGACUCACCUAUCCUCGGGCUGUGGUUUUUGAUGAAGUAUACUAUGGGCAGUACAUCUCUUUUUACAUGAAGCGGAUCUUCUUUUUGGAUGACAGUGGACCACCACUUGGCCACAUGUUACUGGCCUUGGGAGGUUACUUAGGAGGAUUUGAUGGUAACUUUUUGUGGAACAGAAUCGGAGCAGAGUACAGUAGCAACGUGCCUGUGUGGUCCUUGCGCCUGCUGCCAGCCCUUGCCGGGGCUCUAUCGGUCCCCAUGGCUUACCAGAUAGUGUCGGAACUUCACUUUUCUCACUGUGCUGCCAUGGGAGCUGCCCUCUUGAUGCUUAUUGAGAAUGCCCUGAUCACUCAAUCCAGGCUCAUGCUUUUGGAGUCAUUAUUAAUAUUUUUUAACCUGUUGGCUGUGUUAUCGUACCUGAAGUUCUUCAACUCUCAAAGAUACAGCCCUUUCUCUCUGCGCUGGUGGCUGUGGUUGAUGCUGACCGGAGUGGCUUGUUCCUGCUCAGUUGGCAUCAAGUACAUGGGAAUUUUUACAUACUUGCUAGUGCUCAGCAUUGCAGCUGUCCACACCUGGCACCUGAUUGGAGACCAGACCUUGUCAAAUAUGUGUGUGUUCUGUCACUUGCUUGCCAGAGCAGUGGGUCUGUUGGUUGUCCCGGCCGUCCUGUACCUGCUGUUCUUCUACACUCAUUUGAAGCUGCUCCAUCGCUCCGGACCACACGACCAAAUCAUGUCCAGCGCCUUCCAAGCCAGCCUGGAGGGAGGGCUAGCCCGUGUCACCCAAGGCCAGCCCCUUGAGGUGGCCUUCGGUUCCCAGGUCACUCUGAAGAAUAUCUUUGGCAAACCUCUGCCCUGCUGGCUUCAUUCCCACCAGAACACCUACCCCAUAAUAUAUGAAAAUGGCCGUGGCAGCUCCCACCAGCAGCAGGUGACCUGUUACCCUUUCAAAGAUGUCAAUAACUGGUGGAUUGUGAAGGACCCUGGGAGGCAUCAACUGGUGGUAAACAACCCUCCGAGGCCCGUGCGGCAUGGAGACAUCGUGCAGCUAGUCCAUGGCAUGACCACCCGCCUCCUCAACACGCAUGAUGUUGCUGCGCCCCUGAGUCCCCAUUCACAGGAGGUCUCCUGCUAUAUCGACUACAACAUCUCCAUGCCUGCCCAGAACCUCUGGAGGCUGGACAUUGUGAACAGAGAGUCUGACAAGGAUGUCUGGAAGACUAUCCUGUCGGAGGUGCGCUUUGUGCACGUGAACACAUCUGCAGUGCUGAAGCUGAGCGGAGCGCACCUCCCGGACUGGGGGUUUCGGCAGUUGGAGGUCGUUGGGGAGAAACUGUCUCGGGGCCACCAUGAGAGCAUGGUGUGGAACGUGGAGGAGCACCGGUAUGGCAAAAGCCAGGAGCAGAGGGAAAGAGAGCUGGAGCUGCAUUCGCCUACUCAGCUCGACAUCAGCAGGAACCUCAGCUUCAUGGCCAGAUUCUUGGAAGUGCAGUGGAGGAUGCUGACGCUGAGGAGUGAGGACUCCGAACACAAGUACAGCUCGACACCGCUGGAGUGGGUCACUCUGGACACCAACAUAGUCUACUGGCUGCACCCCAGAACCAGCGCUCAGAUUCACCUGCUGGGCAACGUCGUGAUCUGGGUUUCGGCCAGCCUGACAACAGUGGGCUAUGCCCUACUCUUCAUCUGGUACUUGCUCCGCCGGCAAAGGAGUGCCUGUGAGCUCCCCGAGGAUGCCUGGCCCAACUGGGUGCUGGCAGGAGCCCUGUGUGGUGGCGGCUGGGCGCUCAACUACCUGCCCUUCUUUCUGAUGGACAAGAUGCUCUUCCUCUACCACUAUCUGCCAGCGCUCACCUUCCAGAUCCUCUUGCUCCCCAUUGUCCUGCAGCACAUCAGCGACCACCUCUGCAGGUCCCAGCUGCAGAGGAACCUCUUCAGUGCCCUGGUUGUAGCCUGGUAUUCCUCAGCAUGCCAUGUGUCCAGCCUGCUGCGCCCACUGACCUAUGGGGACAGGUCACUGUCACCAGGCGAGCUCCAGGCUCUUCGUUGGAAAGAUAGCUGGGAUAUCUUGAUUCGAAAGUAAAGAACAAAAACACAUGGAAGGAUGAACACAGAACAUUCUCCCUCCAGCAGAGGGGCUCAGGAGACCGGUCAUACUUAACCAGGACUACAGGGAUUGACUAUGUUAACCCUUAGGAGCCCUCUGAUUAGCUCUUCAUUUUGAGCAAUUUAGUUUUUCAAUUUCUCGAGGUAGGGUCCCCACUCUAGCCCAGGCUGACCUGGAAUUUGCCGUGUAGUCUCAGGGUGACCUCAAACUCUCGGCAAUCCUCCUACCUCUGCCUCCCGAGUGCUGGGAUUAAAGGUGUGCGCCACCAUGUCCGGCGAGCAGUUUACUGUUUUUUGGGCCAUGAAAAAUGCCCUCCACACCAGCAUCUACAAGGCAUGGCUCGUGGCUCAGACCCAGUGUUUGGGUGGCCAGUGUGGGAAGCACUGCUAGGCCAGAGAACACUCCAUAAGGCUGUGCCCUGCUCUAGCUGUGGGCUUGGUGUUGGGUCUUAUAGACCCAGCCCGUUUUCACAACACCCACUAAACCUGAAUAGGGUCUGAGCCUUGCCUUUGGAAAGACCUACAGGAGGUACCCCAACUAGAUGGUGUCUGUAGGCAGGUGUCCUUUGUAAAGCGUACUUGGAAGUCUUACUGCAUCAACACCUGAUACCUCGUGUUCUUUAAGUCCCUGACUCAUCUCCAUCUUCCAUAACAAGGUGUCACACAUACACAACCUUGCCCUGAAUUACCUUUUAUAAAUGUAAAUAAAAAUGGACAAAAUGUG